Messenger RNA from Maniola jurtina (meadow brown), 1671 nucleotides. RefSeq lists its product as uncharacterized. NCBI's taxonomy places the organism in Eukaryota, Metazoa, Arthropoda, Insecta, Lepidoptera, Nymphalidae. The coding region runs from base 349 to 1596 and encodes 415 amino acids. The record is from RefSeq and is a predicted model, not a curated record. The transcript is spliced from 10 exons.
UUUGCCACAGAGUACAGACCAGUAAUCCGGGAUCAAAAAAAAUAAAUUUUGUUUUGUUUUGUGUCUUGUGAUAAGGGGUGAUAAAAUUAUUGAACACAUUGAAUAAACCUGUUAACAUGCUGUAAACUAAACAAUUACAUUUUUGUUUUAAAAUGGUUCUACUUCAAUGAAAAAUUAUAGUACUGUAACUUGGAGAAUAGUACAUAAUAUUUUUUAAUUUUUUAGUGUGAGCCAAUUACAGAAGUCCUGAGGAAGUCUUUUAUUUAUAAACUAAUAAUUACAGUUAUCCAUACUUCUCUAAUAAAUAAUAAAGGCUUAAAUUAUAAUAAGAGUUAUAUUGUUGCUAAAAUGGUUAUCAUAGCAAUUAAAAAUAUUCCACCUAAGAUGAAUUUGAAGGGGCUAGUGAAAAGUCUUGCCCCGAUAAUCAGAGGACACUUUGAGGCGUUAAAUUUCACACACAGCAAAAAUGGCAAAACUGCAUACAUACGUCUCGCAGAGAAGCUGUCUACUAAAGAUGUGAUAAACGCAAUUAAUGCCAAUAAGUUGAAGUGUAAUCAAAUGAUAGCAUUUGUACCAGAUACUGUGCCAAAUCUACCACUUGCGCAUACUCCAAAGACAAUUCCAACAAAGAUUCGACGAAAGCUGCAUAUACCACUCAAUGUUACAGCAAAAGAGCUCCUCUCCAAAUCACUAGAGAACAUAGUAAAAGAAAUGCAGAACAAGUUCGUAGGACUGUACCGUCUGAGCGAAUCUACUAAGCACCAGCUCCUGGAGACCAUUGGAAGGUCUUUAACAUUCCAGGUAGUAUAUCAAAGACUCAAACAAAUCGUAGAUGACCCAAUGCACACCACCGAGUCAGGCUUUCAACUGACAAAGAACUACCGCAAAAGAUAUCCACACCACACGGACUUCCAGUUCAUCAUCCAAACCCUUCACAGCGUCCAAGACUCAUUGGGCAGGAAGCGUACGAAUCCGCAAGAGAAACAAAUGACUACUUGCCCGCUGGGGUUUGGGGGAACGAGUGAAGCAUUACCCUUUGAUACAUUGAACACGCUGUGCCAGAACCACAUCGUCAGAAUAUCCCAGAAGCUAGUGGGUCAUGUGAAUGGAUUGGAAGUGAAGGAGGAGACGUCGACGCCCGAGGAAGCUGCGACGAUGAAGGUCCGGAAACACUUGAAGGAUCUAGCGCAGUAUAUACCCUCUAUGGUGCAGCAAGUGAUUACCAAGCAAUUGAUACCUGUGGAGGAUAGAUUUUGUGUAGUAAAGAUAUACGGAGAACCCUACCUGCCCGGCAAAGAUGCAAUGAUGCCGUUCAUCCGACAGUUCAGACCUACGAAUACUAUCCGCUCAGAGCACAUGUACAACUUAAUAUCCGUCAAAGUGCCCCGAGAGAUGCACUUGAAACUGCUCCAAGCCGAUGGUACCGUUCUGAAAAACGCUAAAUUGGUGAUAAGACCGACCAAGUUAUCCAUUUAUAAGGUGUCGAAAUACCUGACGGACGCGGCUCAUCUCAUCGAGCCAUUGCCUGCCGAGGAUCAGGGGACGACAGGGGACCAGGCAGAGGAAGCGGAUAUGGAGUGGUCUGAUUCAUGGUAGACCCUUAAAUAGUCGGCGGUUUUUAAAACUAAUUGUAGAAGAAAUAAUCCUUCUAAUAAACAUUUUUAAAAGUAA